GACGCUGGAGCUAAGAUCGCUUUCGAGGGACAUGACCCGUGAAACCAUCAAAACGCUGCGACACAGACCUAAGGAGCCGCCUGGCCAAUCAGCGCGAUCUGUUCCCACGACCCUAGUAGACCACACUAUGGAGACGCUUUACACAGCAAUGAACUUACCUGCCCAUAUAUUGUUGUUGUGUUAUUUUUCGCACGCGAGUCGUAGCAUUCAAGCGUGCUGGUCGGUGCCUCGACCAAUCGGAUGGCAGCACUCUCACGACCUUAAUUCGCCCCGACAUAGUUUUCUCCGGUUUGGAUUGUUGACUGUGCUUGUUUUUAAACAAGAUAGCGGGUUUUAAUUGGACAGUAGGGGUGUGUUGAGAAUUGUGGAUCUUUUUCCCACGCUCAUUACAAUGCCUCGGUUAUCAUAAACAAAGGCGGAGACAAAGGCUUACAUUCUUCUUAAAAUCCCGUGAUAAGUCCGAAUUUGAAAAGUUAUACGACUUUUGUGUUGCCCGUCGUCGCCAGAGAUCGCAGGUAUCCAAUUUCAAGCAAAAAUGAGCGAAGAAGGAAAAUCGAAAGAUCGCAGAAAAGCGUCAAAACCGAUCAUGGAGAAACGAAGACGAGCAAGAAUUAACGAAAGUUUAAACGAACUGAAAACGUUAAUACUGGAAGCCAUGAAAAAAGAUAAUUCGUGCUAUUCCAAGCUGGAGAAGGCUGAUAUUUUAGAAAUGACAGUUCAACAUUUAAAAAAUCUUAAAAAUCAACAAAUCACAGGUAGUUCAAGUUCAAAUCCGGCGUCCGUGGCCAACUAUAGGGCGGGCUUCAAUCAGUGCGCAUCAGAGAUCACUCGAGUCCUGACAGCCCUGGGAAACACUGACUCUACACUUAGGAGUAGGCUCUUAGAGCACCUAGCGACUCGUUGCCUGGUAACUAAGCCGGUGGACGCCGCUGAUACAAGAGGACAGCUGCCUCAAGUCUCGUUUCCCAAUCAACCCAUACUGCCCAAGCCACCCAUUUCAAUGUCUUCGCCAGCAAAUUUCUCGUUUCUUCCUCAAAACAGCCCUGGCGUUCUACCCUCCACUCAAUAUCAUUUAGCGUCUUAUCCUUUAACUAAUGGCAAAGUGGCAGUUCUUUUGCCAACAGUUAACCCUUUUUUGAUGGAUUCAGGCUCCGCUGUUGCUACGCAACCUAACUUCCUUCCCGUAUUUGGUAAAGAUCCAAAGCAUGGCGUCUCUCCGCCGGAAGUCAUGCCGUUAGGUUUAGAUACCAGGUCCCUGUACUGGAAACCCAUGCCUACUCUGAGAAAGGUGGAAAAUUUGCCUAAGCACAAACGUGUUUUUGUGAAAAUGGGUCUCGAAAGUCCUUCGGGCAACCCCAGCAGUGACGACAGACGAAAGUCCUCCAAGCCCUUAAUGGAGAAAAGACGAAGGGCACGGAUAAAUCAGAGCCUGAACGAGUUAAAAAACCUCAUCUUAGAAGCUAUGAAAAAAGAUACGUCUUGCUACUCCAAAUUAGAGAAAGCGGACAUUUUAGAAAUGACGGUGCGUUAUUUACGCUCAGUGAGGAAUCAGAAUAUGACAGCUCGUGUGAAUAACACCGCAGAUCCUAACACCAUGGCGCGGUAUCGAGCCGGUUACAACGAAUGCGUCAACGAGGUGAAUCGAUAUCUUAUGUCAUUUGAUGGAGUGGACGUGCAAGUCCGCGCGCGGCUACUCUCGCAUCUCGCUUCGUACUGUACACCCUGCGCGCCUAUGAUGAAACCAGCGCCGCCGACACCGGAAAAGCUUCCGUUGCCGCAAUCUCAAGCCAUCACCUUGCCAAUGGCCUCUCCUCUAGGAUCAACAAGUUUCGCUCUCUCUACUCCAAGUCACACGAAAGGUUUAGACGCAGCCCCUAAUCUGUUGAACACCACUCAAUUUCAAAUCGUUCCAGGACAGUUAGCGAACGGGAAAAUUGCCGCCGUGCUCGUACCGAGCCAAAACGCUCCCUUAGCGAUGGUUUCUAGCCCGCAAUUAAUCCCGGUGUUUAAUAAAUCAGUCAACGAUUUUCAAGCUUUUCAAGGACUUCACGUUCCCGAUCCACAAGUUUUAAGAACGGAAAGUGACCCCUUAUGGCGACCAUGGUGAGGAAUGCAGGAACAAAAAAAAGGUUCCUUUUUUUGUUGUGGCCAAAAACACUUAUUGUAAUUUCAAAAACAAAAGUGAAAUUCAUUGCCACACUUCAAAAGACAGCUAAUAAUUUGUAAAUAUCGCCUAACGACCAAGUAUUGUUCCUUUGUAUUGUACACAAUGACUGUGAAAGAGUUAUUAAAAUUUUUAGGCUUUUUCGUA
Orbicella faveolata is the source of this 2311-nucleotide messenger RNA. RefSeq names its product transcription factor HES-4-like. The record is from RefSeq and is a predicted model, not a curated record. Gene Ontology annotation, molecular function: protein dimerization activity; DNA binding. Lineage: Eukaryota; Metazoa; Cnidaria; Anthozoa; Scleractinia; Merulinidae. Gene Ontology annotation, biological process: regulation of DNA-templated transcription.